CUGAAAUGAAAGUUGACUUCCUCAUUGUGGAGACCCAUGUGACAUGUUCCAAUGUCUGAAAAGUGAAUCUAGCUGAAGCCUUCCAGAUCUUUGGAGAGAGUCCACCUUCAAGCAUUCUUAGGAUGGGAGCACCUGCUGCUUCAAUCAUAAUGAAAUGGCUGCUUUUGGUGCUCCUGGGUUGUUCCUCAGCGAUGACACAACUUCACAAAGAUCCCACCCUGGAUUAUCACUGGGAUCUCUGGAAGAAAAACUAUGGCAAACAAUACACAGAAAAGAAUGAGGAAGCAGCACGGCGACUCAUCUGGGAAAAAAAUCUAAAAUUUGUGACGCUUCACAAUCUGGAGCAUUCGAUGGGAAUGCAUUCAUACGAUCUGGGCAUGAACCACCUGGGAGACAUGACCAGUGAAGAAGUGAUGUCUUUGAUGAGUUCCCUGCGAGUUCCCAGCCAAUGGCGAGGAAAUGUCACUUACAAGUCAAAUGCUAAUCAGAAAUUGCCUGAUUCUCUGGACUGGAGGGAUAAGGGGUGUGUUACUGAUGUGAAAUACCAGGGUUCUUGUGGUGCUUGUUGGGCUUUCAGCGCCGUGGGGGCCCUGGAAGCACAGCUGAAGCUGAAAACUGGACAGCUGGUGUCUCUGAGCGCACAGAACCUGGUGGAUUGCUCGACUGCAACAAAAUACAGCAAUAAAGGCUGCAAUGGCGGGUUCAUGACGGAGGCUUUCCAGUACAUCAUCGACAACAAGGGAAUCGAUUCAGAAGCUUCCUAUCCCUACAAAGCCAUGGAUGGAACGUGCCGAUAUGACUCAAAAUAUCGAGCUGCCACAUGUUCAAAGUACACUGAACUUCCUUAUGGCAGUGAAGAAGCCUUGAAAGAAGCUGUGGCAACUAAAGGACCUGUGUCUGUUGCUAUAGAUGCGAGUCAUCCUUCUUUCUUCCUCUACAAAAGUGGCGUCUACUAUGACCCAUCCUGUACUCUGAAAGUGAACCACGGUGUGCUGGUCAUUGGCUAUGGCAACCAGAAUGGGAAAGACUACUGGCUUGUGAAAAACAGCUGGGGCCACAACUUUGGUGACAACGGAUAUAUUCUGAUGGCAAGAAAUAGUGGAAAUCACUGUGGAAUUGCCAGUUACCCCUCUUACCCAGAAAUCUAGAGGAUCUCUUCAUUGUUAUAACAAACCAAAAAAGAUGAAACACUUUCUCUUCACUUAAUUUUACCUGCUGUAUCCGGUAGAAAUAAGUGUGUCAUGAUCAAUGCAUAUUUACUGUACUAACAGAAUAUAUAGUUGGAGUCUUCUACUUUUAAUUUUGCAGGUCUUAUGAAAAGUUUGCUAAGUAAAAAUUAAUAAUGUACUGUAAUUAUAACUGUGUGAGAAUUAGUCAACCUGACACAAUCUGUCAUGUUUGUCAUUGUCUUAUUUUAUACUCUUUGUCUUUUUAAGUCCCCGUGUAACUUGAUGGCAUAUAAAUGCUUAAUAAAUACCUGUCAAUUCAGCUUU
Rhinolophus ferrumequinum (greater horseshoe bat) is the source of this 1493-nucleotide messenger RNA. RefSeq names its product cathepsin S (gene CTSS). The transcript has 8 exons. NCBI's taxonomy places the organism in Eukaryota, Metazoa, Chordata, Mammalia, Chiroptera, Rhinolophidae. Gene Ontology annotation, biological process: immune response. Gene Ontology annotation, molecular function: cysteine-type endopeptidase activity. Gene Ontology annotation, cellular component: lysosome. Bases 123 to 1148 code for a protein of 341 amino acids. The record is from RefSeq and is a predicted model, not a curated record.